Messenger RNA from Electrophorus electricus (electric eel), 1300 nucleotides. Its product is annotated as BTB/POZ domain-containing protein KCTD21-like. Lineage: Eukaryota; Metazoa; Chordata; Actinopteri; Gymnotiformes; Gymnotidae. The record is from RefSeq and is a predicted model, not a curated record. Gene Ontology annotation, molecular function: protein binding. Gene Ontology annotation, biological process: protein homooligomerization.
UUAUACAAACCCAUACCACCCAGAUUAUGCUCUGGGGCAAGACACCAUUAUCUCAGUAAGAAAAGGAGGUAAACAGGCAGAUCAGCAGGUUGGAGAGAUCAGACUUCUACACUGAGAGAUCAGACUGCUACACUGAUCAGACUGCUACACAGAGAUCAGACUGCUACACUGCUGUUUUCCAUCCUGCUGGUCUCUAAAGAUGCUCAGUUCUUCAGACAGUAACUGGUUGUGUGAUCCUGUGUGUGUAAACGUAGGAGGUGAAGUUUAUACCACAACAUUGGACACACUCACACGCUGUCGGGACUCCAUGCUCGGUGCCAUGUUCACUGGCCAGAUCCCACUGCUCCGGGACAAACAGGGAAACGUCUUCAUCGACCGUGAUGGGAAGGUGUUUCGCUAUAUCCUGAACUACCUGCGCUGCAACAGCCUGGACCUGCCGCGGGACUACAGCGAGCUAGCGCUGCUGCGCCGAGAAGCCGACUUCUUCCAGAUUCACCCGCUGUUGGUGGAACUGGAGCGGAAGGACAGGGAGCCUCAUAGUAGCUGGUGUAGUGGUGCCCUGCUCUGUGUGGACGUGGACAGUGUGGCGCGGGUUCUGCAUUUCAACUACAAACGAGGUCCCGAGAACUAUGAGCUGCGCUCAUGCACAGUGCAUGUGCACACAGCUAAUGUCUUCUGCACAUCUCCAACCCUCAUACAGCUGCUCUGUUCCAGAUUCUCGUAUGAACAGGGCAGUGUCUUGACAGCACCGCAGGCUGAGCAGACAGACCUCCGUCUGGAGUGGGUUCCAUGCCCACCGGAGCUUCCACGUGAGCAGCAUACAAGACACGGUUACCUGGAACUCAGCGCCACCCCGCAGGCGGACGGAAAUGCCAGCGUCCCUGUCCACGACACUCACCACUUCAUCGCUCAGCUGCUUAGAGUCGUGCUGCCUGAAGGGUUUCGUGUUGACCUGGUGACCCCUGACCCUGCUGACAUCCUGAAUUGCCAUAGGCUGCGCUGUGUACGCUACUAAGACUACACCUGCCAAAUCCAUGAGUAUUACACUCAGGUCUAAUAAACUGAUGUGAGUAAGCAGACACUAAAACUGCAUUUGAGAACUGGUUAUUACUGAGAUCAAUUACCAAGAUCAAUUACUGAGAUCAGUUAUUGAGUUCUAUUACUGAGAUCUAAUAACCACUAAUAACUACUGAGAACUGGAUAUUACUGAGAUCUAAUACCACUAAUAUGAGUAUGCUAGCCUCUGCCAAUAUUUCUGGAAUUUCUUUUAAGAAAGUGAGCUAAAUUACCAUUUUCACGG